This is a messenger RNA of Clonostachys solani, 1938 nucleotides long. Lineage: Eukaryota; Fungi; Ascomycota; Sordariomycetes; Hypocreales; Bionectriaceae. The record is from the annotation of a GenBank genome assembly.
AUGAACCCAGGUGCAACUUCAGCUUCAGCAGAGCAAACGAGCGGAGAGCAGAAUGAGCGGAGCGUGAUCCUAGGAGUGAGUUGGCCGACCACUGCCGUUCCCUAUGGACCUGAUCUAACCGGCAAGAAGUCUUGCGACACGUGCCGCAGAAAGAAGAUCCGAUGUGUGCCCACCGAGCAAGGCUGCGUGCAUUGCACAAAGUUGGCAACCGAGUGCCAUUUCACACCUAUCAAAGUGAAGAAGAAGCCACGCAGGCCUGCCGGAUAUAGAUACAUCUCCGAGCUGGAGGAAAGGCUCAAGAAGAUGGAGUCUCUCUUGAUGCGCGACGACUCAUCGACGACACUACCCAACGAUGAAGUCGGCAUAUCAGAUGACUCUGCAGCGCCCAGAACGACAUCUGGGGACUUAAUACCUGAUAACCGCGUUGAGAGUGCCACUACCGGAGACCUGAGCAUGUGGAUGCAACCCGGUCACGCGGAAGCUAGUACUGGGUUUCUCCAUGCUCUACCAUCUUUGGGCGGCUCCGCGGCUCCCCUGAAUGAUAAUCCAUCGCUCCACUUUCCAGAAGAAAUUCUGGACAGAGCCCAAUAUACCAAGUAUCUCGUCCCUAACCUCGGACCGUUCUCCAUGCCAGCUCUUCAAGAGCUUCCUCCAAAACCCGCGGCCUUGCAGAUGGUCACGGAAACAUUUCGGAACUUUAACCCGAUAUUCCCUUUAUUUGACGAGGAAGAUUUUAUGAAUGAGUUCGACGCGAAGUAUCUGAGAUCGAGCCCUGACGACCCUGUCUGGUGGGCCUGCAUCAACGUUGUGCUUAUACUAUCGCAUCGUUUUCGUGCCCGACGCUGUAUAGAUCCAACCUAUGACAACAUGCGGGCUUGUGGUUAUAUACACAAUACACUCAGCGUUGUGUCACAGUUGAGCAUCACUUCCGGCAGCCUCUCUGCCGUUCAAGCCCUUGUCGGGAUAGCCAUCGUACUUCAAGGCACACCGAAUCCUGGCCCAUCCUUGGUCCUCAUAUCUGCAGCCAUACGACUAGCACAAACCAUGAACAUGCAUAGAGGUUACUUACCAACCGACAAUAUCAAUGAAAGACAACGAGAACAGCAAAGGCGCGUGUUCUGGAUCGCCUAUAUCUUCGACAAGGACAUAAGCCUCCGAAGAAGACAGCCCCCCGCUCAAGACGACGAUGAAAUGGAUGUCCCGCUCCCAACGGGAGCCAAUUCCCAGAAUCUUCAACUCUCAAACGGCUGCCAUAGCCUAUCCAUACUGAAAUCUAGAAUCUCGCUGGCGGUUAUACAGGGGCAAAUUUACAAGAAGUUGUAUUCGAUCCAUGCCUCUCGGCAAUCUGCGUCGCAUAGGGCUGCUGCCGCCCAGGAACUUUGUUCGCUCUUGUCAUUCUGGAGGUCUGCAAUCGAUCCCGAGCUGUUUGAUUUGCCCACAACAUUUUGGCGAGAGCCAGGAGGCGAUUAUUUGAUGCAAAGAUUCGUGUUACGGUUCACUUAUGUUUAUUGCUUGACGUUGAUCGACCCGCACUUACCUCCCACAGCACAAGUAACACCCUGGGACUCUUAUGAAGUAGCGUCGAGCUCUCAAGGCACAUGUAUCUGGGAAUCCAGAAAGGCCUUGAAUUUCCUCCAAUUUGCUCCUCCAAGGGGCUACGACUGCAUUUGGAUUCUUAUCCAUCCACUCUUUGCUGCGGCUUCCAACCUCCUUGUACAUGUGUCCCGGAACCCUUUUUCACCGGAAGCACAAAACGACCUUGAGCUUGUCCAGCCCCUCAUACGUCUUUUGGAGGCUCUGGCGGCAGAUCAGAGACGGUGUUCUCGAUCUGAAGAGUCUCGCCGUUUAGAACGUCUGUGUAAAGAGCUCGAGGGCGAAGCGAGAAGGGUUGUCAAUUUGCUCCGUGGGGUGGGAGAUAUCGCUACUGAGCGAGUAUGA